Culex quinquefasciatus (southern house mosquito) is the source of this 650-nucleotide messenger RNA. RefSeq lists its product as uncharacterized. The transcript has 2 exons. Lineage: Eukaryota; Metazoa; Arthropoda; Insecta; Diptera; Culicidae. Bases 64 to 513 code for a protein of 149 amino acids. The record is from RefSeq and is a predicted model, not a curated record.
GCCCCAAAUCGGCUUACUCUCGCGCGGCCAGGUUCUCCGAGGUCUCGAUAUAAAAGCGAAUAUAUGAUACUUUUGAGCGACCAUUUAGAUCUUGAAGCCGGUCGCGAGUCAGUCGCGUGGACGGAACGUGUCCCAUUGUCUGUGUGCGUGUGUGCGUGUGUGAGAGAGAGAGAGUCUCUGGUCGCGAUGCCGCGGAAACUAUCGAUUGUGGUGUUGCUACUUCUGGCGAUUUCGCUAGCUCAUGGGUACGACCGGAACGUACCCCGGACGUACAAUCUAGAGUCCGAGGAGGACCGCUAUGGGCGGUACGAGCGGGUUCUACUGGGUCUCAAGACUUCCGAGGGGCUCACCGUGGACGCCAAACUGUUGGACAAGGUUCGCGAGGUGAUCUUCGAAGAGGAGUCUCAGCAGCAAAUGAAGCAUGGAGAACGGCUUGUGGCGGUACAUUUGGGAAGGCCUAAACAGUCCCGCGAGGUGGCCAAUUUGCAGUAUAAGAACAGGAUUCGGUAUUGAGUUUGGAAUGUUUGCUGAGGGAAGCUUAUAAGAGCCAGUACAAAAUUAUAUUAGAAUAUGUUAACCAAAUUUUACUUAUAAUGCCAAAUUAUACCAUUUAUGAUAAAAAUUUAAAUAAAACAUUCUGUUACUAAAAA